AUUCUGAAUACAAAACAAAACUAAUAAUCGCGUGAUUCUGCUUGAACAAUUUAUUUUUGGGGAAAUAAAUAAAAUACAAUCAGGCGGUUUCCAUGUAAUGCAAAAAAACCUAACGAUUCUCGAGAAUAUCGAAUGCACAAAGUACGGCAAUGCAACGAACCGUGCUACCGCCGGAAACCGUGCUUCCGUCCGUCUACGCUGCUGCACACCUCGUCGGAGAAAGAAGCUAUCGUGCGGUUACAGAGCGUGCGGUUUUACGAUUGAUCAAGUUCGACCGGAAAAGUGUGCCCGCCAAUGGUGCGCGUGGCGGCGCGUCGUGUAGACGUGUUCGUACGAGAACUCCUCCUGCCAUCAACUCAAUCUCAAUUCGUGCUGUUAAUUCUCUUUCCCUAGUUGAAGAACAAGAGGGAAUCGCCAUGGCAUCAAAAAGCGCGACGAAAGAUAUAAUCACUCUGCGAGGAUCCGCCGCCAUCGUUAGUGAAUUCUUCGGUUAUGCUGCAAAUAGUAUAUUGUACAAUCGUGGAGUCUAUCCAGAAGAAAGUUUCGCAAGAGUGAAGAAAUAUGGGCUACCAAUGUUGCUUACUCAAGAUGAAGGGGUCAAAUCCUUCAUUUCAAAUUUGACUUCUCAGCUUUCUGAGUGGCUGGAAGCUGGGAAGCUUCAGAGAGUGGUGUUGGUGAUUAUGAGCAAAGCAACCGGCGAGGUGUUAGAAAGGUGGAAUUUCAGGAUCGAGACGGAUAAUGAGGCCGUGGAGAAGGGAGUUUCUAGGGAGAAAAGCGACAAAGAAAUUAUGAGGGAAAUUCAAGCGAUCAUGCGGCAGAUAGCCUCCAGCAUCACAUAUUUGCCUUGCCUCGAUGAGCCCUGUGUUUUUGAUGUUUUGGCAUACACCGACAAAGAUUGCGCCGUCCCUUUCACAUGGAUUGAGAGUGAUCCUAAGCUGAUUGCCAAUCCACAAAUGGUGAAAUUGCACUCCUUCGAUACAAAGAUUCACAAGGUCGACACUCUCGUGUCCUACAAGAACGAUGAAUGGGACGAGGCAUAGGCGAAAACAUUCUGCAAAAAGAGGGUUUGUGUAAUCUCAAGUGUGUGUGAAUCAUUGAUUCACCAGUUUGAUCUGAUCCAUAUUUUCAUGUCUUGUGUGGGGUGUGGUGUUAUCUUUUUACCGACCUUGGACAUAAAUCAGCACUGUGAUCCUAAUUCUCUUAAAUUUUUCUUGGAAGGAUGUACUCUGUAA
Andrographis paniculata is the source of this 1232-nucleotide messenger RNA. Its product is annotated as mitotic spindle checkpoint protein MAD2. The coding region runs from base 150 to 1040 and encodes 296 amino acids. Gene Ontology annotation, biological process: mitotic spindle assembly checkpoint signaling. Gene Ontology annotation, cellular component: nucleoplasm; kinetochore; cytoplasm. NCBI's taxonomy places the organism in Eukaryota, Viridiplantae, Streptophyta, Magnoliopsida, Lamiales, Acanthaceae. The record is from RefSeq and is a predicted model, not a curated record. The transcript has 8 exons.